Molecule: messenger RNA, 1002 nt
Organism: Fragaria vesca subsp. vesca
Lineage: Eukaryota; Viridiplantae; Streptophyta; Magnoliopsida; Rosales; Rosaceae
Product: putative fasciclin-like arabinogalactan protein 20-like
Exons: 1
Coding region: 1-1002 (333 amino acids)
Source: RefSeq, a predicted model, not a curated record
AUGUCCCUCGCCCUCGACAUCGCCUCCGAAUCCCUCAACAUCCAGUCGCCGUCGCUGACUGUCUUCGCUCCGGCCGACGCCGCCUUCUCCACCUCCGGCCAGCCCAGCCUGGACCUCAUCCGCCUCCACAUCCUCCCCGUCGCCUUCCCUCUCCAAUCACUCAAGUCCCUCCCUUUCGGCGCCAAGAUCACGACUCUGCUCGACGGCGACUCACUCACCGUCACCACUCUCCCGGCCGACGGCCUCGUCUCGCUCAACAACGUCACCGUCACAGCGACUCCAAUCUUCGACGACGGCGCCUUGAUCAUCUUCCAAAUCGACAGGUUCUUCGACCGGUAUUUCCGGAUCUCGGGCCCGAUUGGGAGCCAGAGCCCCAAGAUUCUCGGCAGCUGCUCGGCGCCGCGAAACCCUAACGAGACGGCGGCGGCGGAAACGGCGGAGUUCAGUGAAGCAUGCGAGGUGCUGAGGUCGAAGGGCUGCUCUGUUAUGGCUUCGUUUCUUGAUAUGCAAUUCCAUGGGUUUCUCAAGUACCAGACCAUGUUGACCGUCUUCGCUCCCGUUGAUCAGGUCAUGGUGAGCCGGAUCGGAGAUCUGAGCCAGUAUUCGUCGGUCUUGCACCGCCACGUCGUCCCUUGCCGGCUUUCUUGGAGCGACUUGAAGAGUCUUGAGGAUGGGAGUCUGCUGCGGACUAAUUUGCAAGGGUUCGUCAUCAACGUGAGUCGAUACGACAGCGUUUUGGAGCUUAAUGGGGUCUCGGUGAUCAUGCCGGAGUUGUAUCACAACGACUGGCUUGUGGUUCACGGAAUCAGUGAAGUUCUUGAACUUCCACAGAGCACAAACCAGAGCACAACUCAGAAUCCAACGGAGCCCAAUCCAGUGGUGCCUUCUCCACCUCAGUCUCCGGCAGAUGGGGGGCGCAGCUCCGGUGAGGUUCUUGUUUUCCGGGAGUAUCUUUUAGUGUUCUUGGUAGCUUUAGUGGUCUAUUACUUUUUCAGGGGUUGA